UCUAAUUUAACUCUCAACGUCCUUGAAAAAGCAGAUGUAUGACUAAUAACUAAAAAUUAAUUUAUCCAUUGGCAUCAUAGCUUGAUUAUUACCGUUUGAAAGAACAAACUACUGAACGUUCUAUUAUAAGUGAAAAUUAAAAUAGACAUCGCGCGAGUGACAUUUAAAUUAUAUGAACAAUAUUGUUCAUAAUUAAAAAUCAUAAUUAUGGAGCCUAAUCCAUGCGACAAUAAAGUAUCUAAACCAAAUAUUUGGCCACAUAUGACCAUGUCUUCGUUAUUUAAAUCAUUCUUUGUAAACUUAACAACUACCGGUAUUAUAUGGAGUUGGGGAUACAUGAAUUUUAGCUUAGCAUGGCUAAUCGCUCCUAUUAUACUUUUGGUAUGGAAAUCAGAAAGACAGAAGGAUCAACAAUUAAGAGCCAUCACUGCGCAAGCCAGUGUAAUGGCUAAUGAAAAAGAAUUGAUCGGUAAAAGAAUGGACGAAUUACCAUCUUGGGUUUAUUUUCCUGAUUUUGAUAGAGCUGAAUGGUUGAAUAGGAUAUUGUACAAAGUUUGGCCAAGCAUUAAUCAGUACGCUCGUGAACUUUGCAAACAAACGAUAGAACCAUCUAUCGUUCAAAAGCUAGCCGAUUAUAAGAUCAAAGGAUUUCAAUUUGAACGAUUAGUUUUGGGCAGAAUUCCUCUCAAAAUUUAUGGAAUAAAAGUUUACGAUAAAAAUACUUCCAGAAAUGAAAUCAUCUUAGAUGCCGAUGUGAUGUAUGCUGGAGAUUGUGAUAUUACAUUUUCUGUUGGAAACAUACAAGGUGGUAUCAAAGAUUUCCAGCUUCGAGGUCUAAUGCGCAUUGUUAUGAAACCAAUAAUAUCGGUGAUACCAAUAAUUGGAGGAAUACAGGCCUUCUUUUUAAACGUACCAGCAAUCAACUUUAAUUUAGUGGGUGUAGCCGAUGUACUUGAUCUUCCUGGUUUUAGUGAAACCUUAAGAAAAACUAUUAUAGAACAAAUAGCUGCAAUUGUAGUAUUGCCUAAUAAAAUUGUUAUUCCUUUGAGCGAACAAAUACCAGUAGAAACAUUGAAAAUACCUGAACCUGAGGGUAUUUUAAGAAUUCAUGUUAUUGAAGCAAAGCACCUUAUGAAAAAAGAUAUUGGUAUGUUAGGUAAAGGGAAAUCUGAUCCAUAUGCUAUUGUAAAUGUUGGUGCUCAACAAUUUAGGACGAAAACUAUUGACAAUACUGUCAAUCCAAAAUGGGACUUUUGGUGUGAGUUUGUAGUUGAAGGGGGUUUGGGAGCUUACAACACCGUGAUUACCGAGCUUUUUGACAAAGACAACACUGGUCAGGAUGACCCACUUGGCAGGGCCACAAUAGAAGUCAAUCGCGUUAAAAAGAAGGGAGUAUUAGAUACGUGGGUAUCCUUGGAACAAGCAAAACAUGGAAUGGUUCAUUUAAGAUUAACAUGGCUUCAACUUACAAAAAAUCUUAGUUAUUUGCAAGCUGCAUUAAUGGAAACUCAAGAACUUCGUGUAACAUCUAUGAGUACGGCUGUACUUAUUCUUUACGUAGAUUCAGCUAAAAAUUUACCCUGUCUUCGUGGAAGUAAACAGCCUGAUGUAUAUCUUCAAGCGAGCAUUGAUAAUCAAACACAACGGACUAAUACAAUAUUAAGAUCAUGUGAUCCGGUAUGGGAACAAGGGUUUACUUUUCUAAUCAGCAAUCCAGAAUCCAGUAUAAUGCACAUCCAGAUAUUCGAUGAGAAGACUAAUAUGACGGUCGGAGAAAUGUCUUACAAGAUUUCUUUACUUACCGAAAAAGAUAAUCUUGAAGUAACUCAACAACCAUACGAUUUACAAAUGGCAGAAGCGGAUAGUAAACUUGUCUUAUCGAUGUCCUUAAGUAUUCUCAAAUACGAAGAACCGGAACUUACUUCUGAAGACGAAGAUGAUAAAGAAAAUGAAUUGAUUAAACAAAUGGUACGUCAAGAAUCCAACGUCAGUAAUGCCUUUCAAUCUAGUGUACCUCCAAGUCCUCUUAAAAAACAAUCUUCAAAGGAAUCAAUCAAUAGUACUGCAUCUGCUCCAAUAGCACCAAUUGAAGAAACGAUUUCGCAUGCGGAAGAGGAGGAUAUUAUUGUUAAUUCCGCACCAUCUCUUUCUUCUUCAUCAUCUCCAGGUCUUAUUCAUAGAACUCCAAGUACUACAUCGUCUGCCGGUGAAUCGAAAUUAGGAAGAAUACAAUUAACUAUACGGUACAGUGUUCAAAGACAAAAACUUAUUGUUGAUGUUCACAAAGUUGCAAAUUUACCUCUUCCACCAAAUGAUCCAUCCAAUAUACCAGAUCCGUACGUAAAACUUUACCUUCUACCGGACAAGCAUAAAGAAACAAAACGUAAAACGGCCGUAAUGAAGGACAAUUGUAAUCCGAUAUUCGAUGAAAAGUUUGAAUAUCUCUUAUCGCAAGCUGAUUUAAAUUCACGCAUAUUAGAGGUUUCUGUUUGCACGCAGAAAGGUUGGCUUUCUACCGGUAGCAAAAUUAUGGGCCAACUUCGUUUAAAUUUAAGCGAGGUUUAUGUUAAUAAAUCACAAACUACUUGGUAUGAUUUAGAGCCAGAGACGAAAGAUUAAAAAACAAAACAAAACCAAAAAUGAUAACGACGAUAAUUGGUGUUAAAGAC
Molecule: messenger RNA, 2669 nt
Organism: Polistes dominula (European paper wasp)
Lineage: Eukaryota; Metazoa; Arthropoda; Insecta; Hymenoptera; Vespidae
Gene: Esyt2
Product: extended synaptotagmin-like protein 2
Biological process (GO): lipid transport
Cellular component (GO): endoplasmic reticulum membrane
Molecular function (GO): phosphatidylcholine binding; phosphatidylinositol binding; phosphatidylethanolamine binding
Source: RefSeq, a predicted model, not a curated record